UCCAGGCUCCUGUCUCUUUAAUCAGCUAGCCUGAUUUGCCCAGUAAAUGAUUCCUGAGUGUGUGUGCUUGCGUGUGUGUGUGUGUGUGUGUGUGUGUGCGCGCGCGAGUGUUGUAGCUCUGUCAAUCCUUGGAUUAGAACCAAUGAUUGCAGCUUGUAGGAGGGCUGUCCAGGGCCAGAUUGUACGAUGUGUCUCAGUGCCAGAGUAUGAGUAGAGAUAAUUACUGAGAAGUCACACUCUCUCACACCCUCGGCUUCUUGUUGUGUCCUUCAGCAAAACAGUGGAUUUAAAUCUCCUUCCAGGAGCUCGAGAGCCACGCAAUCUGUCAGGAAAGAAAGAAAGAAAAAACCGAACCUGACAAAAAAGAAGAAAAAGAAGAAGAAAAAAAAAUCAUGAAAACCAUCCAGGCAAAAAUGCACAAUUCUAUCUCUUGGGCAAUCUUCACGGGGCUGGCUGCUCUGUUUCUCUUUCAAGGAGUGCCGGUGCGCAGCGGAGAUGCCACCUUCCCCAAAGCUAUGGACAACGUGACGGUCCGGCAGGGGGAGAGCGCCACCCUCAGGUGCACUAUUGACAACCGAGUCACCCGGGUGGCCUGGCUGAACCGCAGCACCAUUCUCUACGCCGGGAAUGACAAGUGGUGCCUGGACCCCCGUGUGAUCCUCCUGAGCAACACCCAAACCCAGUACAGCAUCAUGAUCCAGAACGUGGACGUGUACGACGAGGGCCCGUACACCUGCUCUGUGCAGACGGACAACCACCCCAAGACCUCGAGGGUGCACCUCAUAGUGCAAGUGUCUCCCAAAAUUGUAGAGAUUUCUUCAGAUAUCUCCAUUAAUGAAGGGAACAAUAUCAGCCUCACCUGCAUAGCAACAGGUAGACCAGAGCCCACGGUUACCUGGAGACACAUCUCGCCCAAAGCUGUGGGCUUUGUGAGUGAAGAUGAAUACUUGGAGAUCCAGGGCAUCACCCGGGAGCAGUCGGGGGACUACGAGUGCAGUGCUUCGAAUGACGUGGCUGCACCAGUGGUCCGGAGAGUCAAGGUCACCGUGAACUAUCCACCAUACAUUUCAGAAGCUAAGGGUACAGGUGUCCCCGUGGGACAGAAGGGGACACUGCAGUGUGAAGCCUCAGCAGUCCCCUCUGCAGAAUUCCAGUGGUACAAGGAUGACAAAAGACUGAUGGAAGGAAAGAAGGGGGUCAAAGUGGAAAACAGACCUUUCCUCUCAAAACUCAUCUUCUUCAAUGUCUCUGAACACGACUAUGGAAACUACACCUGUGUGGCCUCCAACAAGCUGGGCCACACCAAUGCCAGCAUCACACUCUUUGAACUAAAUGAGCCUACAAGCUCAACUUUGUUGCAAGAAGUGAAAACUACAACUCUGACCCCUUGGAAAGGCCCUGGCGCCGUCAGCGAAGUGAACAAUGGGACGUCGAGGAGGGCAGGCUGCAUCUGGCUGAUACCCCUUCUGGUGUUGCACCUCCUUCUCCAGUUUUGACCUGAAUGCCGCCGCCCCCCGGGGAGAAGCUGCCGCCACUGCAUCCACCAACAGAACAGCGCCGGCAACUCUGACAGCAGCAAGAGCUUUCCCCUUUCCAAAUAAGAUAUAAUUAAAUGCAAUUCAGAGAAGCAGAGCCUAAUGGGACACGAAUUUGAGGGAGGGGAACAAAGAAUACUUUGGGAAAAAAAAAAAAAGUUGUAAGAGGAAAUCGAAAAAUCGCCUUCCAGGCCUUGCAAAUAUUUAGGCACAGCUGAGUUUUCUUUCUUUUCCGAAUGGGAAGAGCGCGCCUGGCUCUGGACCCGCCUGCAAGCUGCAUUGUGUGACCUCCGAGGCCCGGUGGGCAAGGGCUCAGACACUCUGUCCGGUAGCGUGACCCCAUCAAGGAAAACUCUGGAGUCGGCCACCCCCAAUUCAGUCCGUCUCCUGAGAGGAGCAGAGUGAGUGGAGCAGGCCCAGACUGGCCACUGCGGGCCCUUUCUGUAGACUGUGCCACUAAAAUGUGUGAUGAAAGCAAAAUUAAAAAAAAAAAAAAAGAAAGAAAGAAAAAAGAAAACAAACAAGACAGCCUGACAGCUACAAUAAUCCCACAAUCAACAGUCACAAAAGAUAGUGUUAAACUUUUUUGUUGUUGUUGUACUACAUGGACAUUCUGGAUAAUAAGGAAUUCUGAUUCAUUAUUAAUUUUAUUAAUUAUAUUUUCUGAUGAGUCUAGAACUUAGUGCAAAAACAAGACACAACUAAAAAAUACACAAAUGAAAGGGGUGAAGGGAAGUAUGUUUGUUCACUAUUAAAAACGAGUAGAGUAUUUCUUAACUAGGUUUACAACUGGUGGACCGUGCGCCGGGCAUUAACCACCUGGUGAGGAUUUGACAAAUCCACCAAAAAAAAAAAA
Condylura cristata (star-nosed mole) is the source of this 2391-nucleotide messenger RNA. It is a transcript of the gene NTM, whose product is annotated as neurotrimin. The record is from RefSeq and is a predicted model, not a curated record. The transcript has 10 exons. Bases 393 to 1496 code for a protein of 367 amino acids. NCBI's taxonomy places the organism in Eukaryota, Metazoa, Chordata, Mammalia, Eulipotyphla, Talpidae. Gene Ontology annotation, cellular component: neuron projection.